ACAACAGAUCGCCAUACAACAAUAACAGCAAAAAUGCGAACAAACUAUUCAAAAAUUGAACACCAAUAUGAUGUGUGGCAUUUAAGUAAAUGGGUCACCAAAAAGCUGACAAAGAAGGCAAAAAAGAAAGGGUGUGAAGAGUUGCUGCCAUGGAUACAGAGUGUGUCUAAUCAUUUGUGGUGGUGUGCUGCAACAUGUGAUAAGAAUGCCAAUAUCCUAAGGGAAAAGUGGCUAUCGCUGUUACAACACAUCACUGGUAAGCAUAGUUGGAGGCUCUCUAAGGAAAUUAAACUAAUAAAGAAAUGUGGACACCCUAGGCUGACUGCAAAAGACCAGAAAAGCAUCAUAUGGCUGAAAAAUGGUUCACUUGCUCAUGUUGCCUUAGAGGAAGUUGUGACCAACAAGAAGCUGCUGAAAGAUAUUUGUAAGUUGACAGAGUUCCGUCGCACUGGUGAGUUAGAGUCCUACCAUUCUGUUAUGACAAAAUAUGUACCAAAACGUGAGCAUUUUUGUUACAACGGAAUGAUAGCUCGAACUCAGUUAGCUGUCUUAGAUCACAAUGCAAAUGUGGAUAGGAGUCAGGCAGAAGUCAUGAAGGGCCAGAGCAAAGGUGAGAAGAGGUACAAGGUUGUUUGUGGCAAACAGAGGAAGAAUUGGGUGGCCAAGGAGAUCAAGACCCCAAAGUCCUACAGCCAUGUUAUGGGUAUGAUGAAUGAUGUCAUUUUGUACAAGGAAGGCAAAAAAAAAAUUAAGUAUAAGCCAACUACCCAAGCUAAAUGCAUAGCACCAACUCCCAAGCCACCAAAACAAGAUGUUAUUGAACAACACAAAACCAGAUUGAACCAAAAACAGUGA
Molecule: messenger RNA, 855 nt
Organism: Dendronephthya gigantea
Lineage: Eukaryota; Metazoa; Cnidaria; Anthozoa; Malacalcyonacea; Nephtheidae
Exons: 1
Coding region: 34-855 (273 amino acids)
Source: RefSeq, a predicted model, not a curated record